AUGUCAUUUCAAUACAGAUCUUCUUCUAUUUUAUCAACUUCAAUUUCAGGGAUAGGUGGCUCUCCUCUUCAUAUCCAAUCAUCUCAGAAGGAAGAUGCUAAUUCGGCCAAGAUAUUGACAUCCGAGUUAACUACGUUAGAUCCCAUUGGUGAUCCUAACCAAGAUCUUGUUUAUAUGAUUUUUCAACUUAAAGAACAGGAUCAUGGAAUCAGUUCUAAAGAAGUUCCACCAAGAAGCUAUAUCUCCAGAUUUGCUCCUCCGAUAUGUGACAUGGAGAUCCCCAAAUGUAUCCAACUUUUCAACUUGAAGCUAUAUGAUGGUACUAAAGGUCCUAAAGAGCAUGUUGCCCGAUUUAGGGUGAAAAUAGAAAGAUUUCCUAUUCCUGCACAUUUGAGAGAAGGAUACUUGUGCAAAGGUUUCAAAUCUACUCUUAUGGGUUCCGCAAACUUAAUUAAAAACCUUUAUAAGAUUACUCAAGGUCCUAAUAAAUCUCUUGCGAGUUAUCUUAACAGAUUUUGUCAAAAGUGCUUUCCUAUCCUAGAUCUUGAGAUCACUUUGGCGGUACAGGCUUUCCAUAUGGGUUUGCGUAGUGAUUCUCCACUCUAUGAUGAUCUAUCAGAAAAUCCAUGUAGGAGCUUAUUGGAGGCAAGGAUUCGAGGUUCAAGAUAUGCAGAUGAAGAGGAUAGGAUGAGGAUAAAGUUGCAAUCUGCUUAUGAUUGUCCCAACCGAAAAUUGAAAGCCCCGUCUUUCAUAUCUCUUAGGGCCAAACCCUAUUCAAGAUCUGAUUAUCACAGAAUCGACAACGUGGAUAAAGAUAAGGAGAAUGAGGAAUAUCCUAACAUAAAUGACUAUCAUUUUUCUGUUGACAUUUCAGGUCUAAUUUUUGCAAUGUAUAAACUUGGGAACAAAGUGAGAUGGCCAAAAGCAAAAAAUAAAAAUCCUAAACGGAGCGGAAAACUCGAUUGGUGCGCUUUUCUCAAGGAUUUCAGCGACAUGACUAAAGAUUGUCUUGCUUUAAGGAAAGAAGUAGGCAUUCUGGUGAGCAAAGGAUACCUCGACGAGAUCUUGAGAAGGAGUAAGGCGUGA
This is a messenger RNA of Erigeron canadensis, 1086 nucleotides long. RefSeq lists its product as uncharacterized. The coding region runs from base 1 to 1086 and encodes 361 amino acids. The record is from RefSeq and is a predicted model, not a curated record. The transcript has 3 exons. Lineage: Eukaryota; Viridiplantae; Streptophyta; Magnoliopsida; Asterales; Asteraceae.